Messenger RNA from Colletotrichum siamense, 1056 nucleotides. RefSeq names its product Zinc-type alcohol dehydrogenase-like protein. NCBI's taxonomy places the organism in Eukaryota, Fungi, Ascomycota, Sordariomycetes, Glomerellales, Glomerellaceae. The record is from RefSeq and is a predicted model, not a curated record. Gene Ontology annotation, molecular function: oxidoreductase activity. The transcript is spliced from 2 exons. The coding region runs from base 1 to 1056 and encodes 351 amino acids.
AUGGCCCCGACGACAACAAACUCCUGGUCCAUCACGGGCACCAGCAAGGAGAACUGGGACUCCCUCGAGUUCAAGAAGGACGUUCCCCUCCCGCAACUGGGCGACUACGACGUCCUCGUCCAGAUCGAGGCCGUCUCGCUCAACUUCCGCGAUCUCGCAAUCCCCAAGGGCCUCUACCCCUUCCCCGUCAGCUUCCCCCGCGUCCCCGCCUCCGACGGCGCCGGCCGCGUCCUCGCCGUCGGCCCCAAGGUCACCCAGCUCGCUGAGGGCGACGACAUCUGCACCCUCUUCAACCAGCACCACCAGUCCAACCCCAUCACCCCGCUCGCCGUCCGCAGCGGCCUCGGCGGCGCCCUCGACGGCACCCUCCGCCAGUACGCCGUCUUCCCGGAACACGGCCUCGUCAAGGCCCCGUCCACCCUCAACGCCAUCGAGGCCAGCACCCUUCCCUGCGCGCCGCUGACCGCCUGGAACGCCCUCUACGGCAUCCAGUCCAAGGCCCUCAAGCCCGGCGACGUCGUCCUCACCCAGGGCACCGGCGGCGUCAGCCUGUCCGCGAUCCAGUUCGCCGUCGCCGCGGGCGCGACCGUCAUCGCGACGACGUCGUCCGCCGCCAAGGGCGAGCAGCUCAAGAAGCUCGGCGCGCACCACGUCAUCAACUACAAGGAGACGCCGAACUGGGGCGAGGUCGCCAAGGGCCUGACGCCCGGCGGCGCGGGCGCGGACCACAUCAUCGAGGUCGGCGGGCCGGGCACCGUCGCGCAGUCGCUCAAGGCCGUCAAGCUCGAGGGCGUCAUCUCCAUCAUCGGGUUCCUCUCGCACGGCGACGCCCCCAAGGACCAGCCGACGCUGCUCGACGCGCUGGCCAACAUCUGCACCAUCCGCGGCCUGUUUGUCGGCUCGAAGCAGCAGUUUGACGAGAUGAACCAGGCGAUUGACGCGAACAAGAUCAAGCCCGUCGUCGACCAGAAGAUCUUUGGGUUCGAAGAGGUGAAGGAGGCGUACCAGUACCAGUGGGACCAGAAGCACUUUGGCAAGGUUGUUGUCAAGAUCUAG